Molecule: messenger RNA, 2486 nt
Organism: Linum tenue
Lineage: Eukaryota; Viridiplantae; Streptophyta; Magnoliopsida; Malpighiales; Linaceae
Source: the annotation of a GenBank genome assembly
CAAUCUUCCCUCCAACAUUUAUCACAACACAAACUAAAAAUUCCCUCCUUCCCUCGUUUUCUGCUCUUCCGCCAUCUCCUUCCCCUAACCCCCACUUUCCCUCAAAAACCCAAAUUCCGCCCCACUCUCCCUCUCUCUCUAAACUCCUUCACUUUCUCUCUCUAGCCUUCCCCUCAGAUCCCUCACUCCCGGCCACCGCCGUUACGAUUCCCCACCGAUUCCUCUCAGCUCAACUUCCCUUUUCCGAUGUCCGGCGGCGCCCCUGCCUCCUCCCACCCACCGCCUCCCUCCGCGGGGGCAGCCCCCGCGCCGUCAUCCGCACCGAUUCUUCCUCCCCUCAGGCGCCACCUCGCUUUCGUCUCGAUGAAGCCGCCAUUUAUGGCCCCCGACGAUUACCAUCGUUUCACUUCUCCCGCUGCCCCCUCUAAGGUCGCCGAUCGGGAAGCUGAAGCUAUCGUCGUGAGAUCUCCAUUGAAAAGAAAGAUCAGACUAGAUGAUAAUGGAAUUGAUUCCAGCAAGGUUGCAAGCAGUCCCGGACAGACUGAUGCAUCUAGUAGUCCUUAUCACACCCCGGUAUCUGCUGCGAAAGGGGGGAGAACAAACAACAGGGCUAAGUCGACAAAGAGUAAUAAAUCGGUUCCUCAGACGCCAGUUUCAAAUCCUGACAUUGCAGGUUCCCCAUCUGCACUUACUCCUGCUGGCAGCUGCCGCUAUGAUAGUUCCUUAGGUCUCUUAACUAAGAAGUUCGUCAAACUAAUAAGGGAGGCAGAAGAUGGGAUUAUUGAUCUUAAUAAAGCUGCAGAAACCUUGGAGGUGCAAAAGCGGCGUAUAUAUGACAUAACAAAUGUCUUGGAGGGAAUUGUUCCCGAAUCCGUAGAACUCAUGCAUGGCCUGAUUAAAUGGUUGACCAGGGGUGCUGAUGCUUCUAAUUCGGGGAAUGCAGAUGGCAAUUCCUCUCAAUUGCAGGCAGAAAUCGAAAAGCUUUCACUGGAAGAGCAAAAUCUAGACAAUCAAAUUAGAGAAACACAGGAGAGACUGAGAACUUUGAGUGAAGAUGACAACAACCGAAAGUGGCUUUUCGUUACUGAAGAUGAUAUUAAGACGCUCCCUUGUUUUCUGAAUGAAACUCUCAUAGCUAUUAAAGCUCCCCAUGGAACAACUUUGGAAGUUCCUGAUCCUGCUGAAGCUGUUGAUUAUCCACAGAGGAGAUAUCGCAUAAUCCUUAGAAGUACAAUGGGUCCUAUUGAUGUCUAUCUUGUCAGCAAAUUUGAGGAAAAUUUUGAGGAGGCCAAUGAAGUAGGCCCCUCAACUAGCUUUCCACCACAUGCUUCUAGCUCAAGUUCAAGUGUAAACCCACAGAUGGAGAUGGUUUCUACUACUCAGAGAACCGAGAAAGCCGCGGAACCUCCAGUAUUGCAAGAUGCUCAUCAUCAUAUGUUCUCAGACUUCAAUGCUUCACCGGAAUAUGUAGGAGGAAUGAUGAAGAUUGUUCCUUCAGAUGCCGAUAAUGAUGCAGAUUAUUGGCUUCUUUCUGAUGCGGGUGAUGUUAGCAUUACCGACAUGUGGAAGACAGAUGGUAUCCUUGCAGAUUUUUACUCUUCUCCUUCAACUCCCCCACGACCUUCCGACUUUGGGAUGGAGGAAGUCCACACUCCUCUGCCGCAGACUCCAUCAUCAAGGAUUGGUUGACAAGUCUUCUGGCGUAUUGUAAGAUCGACUCCUGGCUAAGGCAAUACGGGACUGUACAAGUCGAGCUAAGAUCAAGCAAAUGGUCAUCUUUUUUCACCGAAGGCAACGAUCAUCACUGCCUAAAGGACUCAACAUGCAGAGGCUCAAUUCUCCAGGAAGCUGACAGAUGGGGUAAGCUAACUAACAUGGCGUAUACUCUAAUGUUACCUUUACGCCGUUUGUUGAAAGUUGGAAAAGAUAGAGAAAUAGGAAAAACGAGGUGAGUGAAUGCUUUGCUAUGGAGUUGGGUAGUGUAGGACACAAAUCAUAAUAGAAUUUGGAGAGAAGAAAUCAAGAAGUCGGAUUUGCAACUAAUUGUCUGAGAAUGUGAAUGUCCUUUGUAAUUGUGAUACCGAGUACUAUAGAAGAAUUCGUUUCAACCUUGGGAGGAAAACAAAUGUAGCUGUUCUCACGUGGGACAAAAACAAAGCACGAGAUGAUUGUUGAACAGCAUUUCUCAACCAGAGUUUUCAUUUUUUGUAGUUGUCUAUCAUCAUAGUUUUGUACACACUUCAAGUAAAUUAUUAACAUGAUGUCAGUCAUGGCUGUAGUCUUAGAACUGCCCUCGUUUUCUUGGGGUGAAUUCACCACCUGUCUUAUGUCAAGCACUGUUGUUUACUUCAAAUAUUAGAUCGAUCUCGCAAGACGCAAGUAAUUCAUUGAUGGAACUUCACUCUCUACCAUUUUGAGAGUCAUAUGUCAAGUACUGUUGUUUAAGUAAAGAGUGUACGAUCACUGAUUCUGAUAUUGUAUGGUAU